GUCACACUAGCAAACAGCUGAUAAUCUCCCAAGUUUUGUUAUUAUUUUUACAAGAUUUAUUUCUUAUCAUUAAAUGCUAAGACGCACAAUGGCGGAGUUUGAUGUGAAAGCCGGUUUGCAGCACGUGUUGAAGCGAAUUGACGAGGUGUUUCAGCAUCGUCCCAAGGAAGUAAAAGCUGCUAAGCCCCUCCUUGUGGCAGUGAGCAAAACAAAGCCAGCCGAAGCAGUCAUUGAGGCCUACGAAGCUGGACAAAGGGACUUUGGAGAGAAUUAUGUUCAGGAACUAGAGGAGAAGAGCCGGCAUCCGGAUAUCCUGGCCAAGUGCCCUGACAUCAGAUGGCAUUUCAUCGGUCAUAUGCAGAGUAAUAAAAUCAACAAGGUUCUAUCUGUGCCAAAUCUGAGUAUGAUACAGACGGUGGAUAGCGAGAAACUUGCAACCAAAUUAGACGCAGCCUGGUCUAAACUACAGCCAACACCUGAGCAACCGCUACAGGUGCUCAUCCAGAUCAAUACCAGUGGCGAAGAUGUAAAAAGCGGAAUAGAAGUCAAGGACGCCCCUGCACUUUACCAGUUCAUAAGAAGCAACUUAAAACACCUGAACUUGAGGGGAAUAAUGACCAUUGGCGCUUAUGGCUUCGACUAUAGCAAUGGGCCAAAUCCGGAUUUUGUGUCCCUUAUGCAAGUGCACCGAUCUAUUUGCGAGUCGCACUCUUUGGACCCCGAUUCAGUGCUCGUCUCCAUGGGAAUGUCCAACGACUUCGACAAAGCGAUUGAAAUGGGGAGCACAGUGGUUCGCGUUGGGACUUCUAUUUUCGGCCAUCGGGCAACCAAGGCGUGAGGAGAUGAGCGGAGAUGUGUUAGGAAUGCGUUGCGGGCACUGAAUACAGUUGAUUCCUAAUGACGUCCGACCUCCCGAAUAAACAGCCUCCAAGUUCGUUUGUGUAUCAGGUGGAACUGUGUAAACGCACACAGUCUUAUCUAGUAAAUCGUUAAAGAUGAUUUGGCUUUUAAAUUUAGAAAAGAAAGAGAUAAACAAAUAUUAGGUGUAGGCUGUUGUAUCUUAUAUUCUAUUGUUAAUCUCUCCAUAAACAAUGCUUCCAGAGUGUCAAAACCAUUAAUAUUCCCAGAUACUUUCUGCACCUUGGAAAAUUGAAUACAUUGCCCGCAGUUUUCAUUAAUUUUAACAUUCCUUUGACUGUGUCUUUUUUCGUUUUUUGCACUUUAUUCUAUUUAUAUUUUUGCGCACAUUCAAUGCUACAUUGCGUAUUAGAUUGUGGGCAGUUUUCCUUCUAUAUUUUCUUGUUUUGCUUGGCCUGAGGCCAAAAUGUCGCCUGGUUACGUGCCAAAAUUGCAGCGCCAAGUGAGUUUUCGCUGAAAAUCACUUUCAAUGGAGCACGAAGAAGACCCCAGCCGCAAUCGAUUUUCAUUAUGUCUGAUCGAUGAAUUAUGAAGGUUUUCUCGCACGGACCCCAACAUUAAUUGAAAUGUUUUCCAUUUGAUAUUCAUGCAUAAAGCCAUCAUUAAUUAUAAUAUUAGCAAAGGGGAAAAUUAAUUCAGGUGGGGAAAAUUUCAAGGAAAUCUUUGUAUGAUGGCCAAGAAUGUUAUGCAGUAACCGUAUAUAUUUAUACCGGACUCCUAAGAUAUCUGAAAUAUUAUGUCAAACAAUAUAUACAGUUUCUACGUAUAAUGUAUGGAUAAAAUGUUGUAAUAGUUUAUAAUACACUUUAAUUGCUUGUUACCAAUGA
Messenger RNA from Drosophila eugracilis, 1745 nucleotides. RefSeq names its product pyridoxal phosphate homeostasis protein. The record is from RefSeq and is a predicted model, not a curated record. The coding region runs from base 74 to 838 and encodes 254 amino acids. The transcript is spliced from 6 exons. Lineage: Eukaryota; Metazoa; Arthropoda; Insecta; Diptera; Drosophilidae. Gene Ontology annotation, molecular function: pyridoxal phosphate binding. Gene Ontology annotation, cellular component: intracellular anatomical structure.